Molecule: messenger RNA, 1545 nt
Organism: Symbiodinium pilosum
Lineage: Eukaryota; Dinophyceae; Suessiales; Symbiodiniaceae
Source: the annotation of a GenBank genome assembly
AUGACGGAUCGCAGCCUGCGACUCCUGCGAAACACUCUGGAGGCGCUCAUGAACUUCCCGAGGGAGAAGUACAUCGCAGACCCAAACGCCUUUACGCGACGGAUCAAUGAUGCAGCCAACCUGCUGUGCUGUGAAGAUUGCGUUCCUGGAGGAGCCAAAGUCAUAGAUGAGAUGAUGUCGGGGGUAACCAAAACCCCAUUGGAUGCCCGCGCACUGAUAUUUGUGGUUGACCUAGUCCUGAAGCGCGGUCUUCGAGAGCAAAACCGCCACCCCAAAGCAACUGUCAUGGCAAACCUGCUCAGACCAUUCCUGAGCAACUGGCUGCGUGUUCUGUUGAUGACACGGCGUGCACCAGAGCAACUCGAGAAGACCAAGACGAUGAUCCAGAGGUGGGCACACGAUGGCUACCUGCCAAUGGAUGGCCUCCUGCCUCUCCUCGAGCUCAUGGAUGAGCCUCCGGGGCCAAUCUCUGAGGACUCCCAGCAGUCUUCUCAAUCCUUGGACUUCACGCAGUCGCAGCCAAGCAGCGACCCUCCAUGCCAAGGUCGCAGGGACUCCAGCAGGGACACCAAGCAGCUGGUGCCUGCACAGGCACAGCAACCCAGGCAGCCUGCUGAGAAGGAGCCUCCACUCAAGCGUGCUCGUGUUUCGGAGGAGGUGCAAAGGCCGGUGGGACAGGGCCAGGAGCCCACUCGCAGGCUGGUGCUGCCAAGUGCCCAGAAGGAGAAGAAGAUCCCACCGAGGCGCUCGCUCAGCGGUUCGCUGGAGCCUGCAGGAUCACCUGCCAACGCCAAACCCACGCCCAAAGCCCAAGUAGCCCACAUGGCCGAGGUGGGCCAGGUUGCCCAGAUAGCGCAGGUAGUCCAGGUGGCCCAGGUGGCACCGGACCCAGCCAAAGAUGGGGACCAGAAGGCCAAGGAUUCCUCUCAGAAGGCAACAGCGCAGGCGGCGCCGCCUGCACAGGAUGACUCCAAUGCAAGGACCCCCGACAAAGCAUCGCAGCAGGAGGGCAAAACUGCCAACGGCACAGCGGCGCAGGAGCCGUUCAAGUGGCGAGUGAGUGGCGACUGCCGCUGCCUCUUCCGCGCCGUCAUACGCUCCUGCUUGCUGGAUCCUUACAACCAACAGCCGCGAGACAAUCUGGGUGAGCCUGUGGACGUGGAUCAGCGGACACACGAGCGCGAGAGCGCUGACAUGCUCCGCCGCCAUCUCUGCAAGGAGCUUCAGCGGCGGAAGGACGAGGUCGAGCCGUUGUUAGAGCACAGCGAGUUCGAGGUCUACUUGAAGCGGAUGGGCGAGUGGCAAACCUGGGGUGACGAAAUCUGCCUGAAGUUCUUGCCGGAUGUGGUGAAGCAGCCGCUGCAAGUUUACUCCUUCAACUGCGAGAAGCAGGAGCUCUUUGAUGCGGGGCUGUACCUCCCGACCAAGAAGGAGUAUCAUGGGAGAGAGUGCAUUGUCCUCCUUCAUAACGGAAGGUCUCACUUCGAUUUAGUCUCCAAGCAGUGGCUUCAGGGCUAUGAGCGGCGGCUUUUGGCACAGCAAUGA